Molecule: messenger RNA, 1565 nt
Organism: Propithecus coquereli (Coquerel's sifaka)
Lineage: Eukaryota; Metazoa; Chordata; Mammalia; Primates; Indriidae
Gene: ATG14
Product: autophagy related 14
Exons: 10
Coding region: 1-1470 (489 amino acids)
Biological process (GO): autophagosome assembly; mitophagy; cellular response to starvation
Cellular component (GO): extrinsic component of phagophore assembly site membrane; phosphatidylinositol 3-kinase complex, class III; autophagosome
Source: RefSeq, a predicted model, not a curated record
AUGGCGUCUCCCAGUGGGAAGGGAGCCCGGGCGCCGGAGGCUCCUGGCUGCGGGCCUCAGCCACUCUCCCGGGACCUGGUGGACUCCGUGGACGAUGCGGAGGGGCUGUACGUGGCUGUCGAGCGCUGUCCGCUGUGCAACACCACCCGCCGCCGGCUGACCUGCGCCAAGUGCGUCCAGAACGGCGAUUUCGUCUACUUCGACGGUCGCGACCGGGAGAGGUUUAUUGACAAGAAGGAAAGGUUAAGCCGACUUAAGAGCAAGCAAGAAGAAUUUCAAAAAGAAGUGUUAAAAGCUAUGGAAGGAAAACGGAUAACAGAUCAGCUGCGUUGGCUGGAGUUUGUGAAGAUUGAGCAAGUGAAAGAGGAUAUAAUUGUUGGGUGUGAUUUAUUUAUUUUAGAUUCCGAAGGCCUCCUCAAAACCAAGGAAAAGAAUCAGAAGCUCCACAGUCGAGCACAAAGGCACCAGGAGAAAAAGGAGAAGAUUCAGAGACAUAAUCGCAAACUUGGUGACCUGGUAGAAAAAAAGACCAUUGACUUAAGAAGUCACUAUGAGCGUCUGGCAGAUCUUCGGCGAUCCCAUAUAUUAGAGCUCACCUCUGUCAUUUUCCCAAUUGAGGAAGUAAAGACUGGUGUGAGAGAUCCUGCAGAUGUGUCUUCAGAGAGCGACAAUGCCAUGACCUCCAGCACCGUGAGCAAGCUUGCCGAAGCGCGGAGGACGACAUACCUCUCAGGACGAUGGGUCUGUGAUGAUCACAACGGAGACACCAGCAUCAGCAUUACAGGGCCUUGGAUUAGCCUCCCCAACAACGGCGACUACUCUGCCUACUACAAUUGGGUGGAAGAGAAGAAAACGACGCCGGGGCCUGACAUGGAGCGUAAUAACCCCGCGUACACGAUCAGUGCUGCAUUGUGCUACGCAACUCAACUGGUCAACAUUUUGUCUCAUAUACUUGAUGUGAAUCUUCCCAAAAAGCUAUGCAACAGUGAAUUUUGUGGGGAAAACCUCAGCAAGCAGAAAUUUACUCGAGCAGUGAAGAAAUUGAAUGCAAAUAUUCUUUACCUUUGUUUUUCCCAGCAUGUAAAUUUAGAUCAGUUACAACCACUGCACACCCUCAGGAAUCUAAUGUACCUGGUCAGUCCGAAUUCCGAACACCUAGGCAGGUCGGGACCCUUUGAAGUGCGAGCAGACCUUGAGGAGUCCAUGGAGUUUGUGGAUCCCGGAGUUGCUGGAGAAUCAGAUGAGAGUGGAGACGAGCACAUAAGUGAUGAGGAAACUGACCUGGGCACGGACUGGGAGAACCUGCCAAGCCCCCGAUUCUGUGACAUCCCUUCCCAGCCCGUGGAAGUCUCCCAGAGCCAGAGCAGCCAGGCCUCUCCACCCAUUGCGAGCAGCAGUGCAGGAGGGAUGAUUUCCUCCGCAGCAGCCUCGGUGACCUCCUGGUUUAAAGCCUACACUGGACACCGUUAACAAGCAUGGACCAAAUCAUGCCAGGUUUGCAUCGAGAAAGUUCUCUCACUACAUUCUAGUAAACCAUAUCUGUUUAGUUAAGAUAGUGCCUGGAA